Molecule: messenger RNA, 408 nt
Organism: Phaeodactylum tricornutum CCAP 1055/1
Lineage: Eukaryota; Bacillariophyta; Bacillariophyceae; Surirellales; Neidiaceae
Exons: 2
Biological process (GO): translational initiation
Cellular component (GO): cytoplasm
Molecular function (GO): translation initiation factor activity; RNA binding
Source: RefSeq, a predicted model, not a curated record
GGCAAAGGCGGAAAGAAUCGGAGAAGGGGAAAGGGUGACGGUGAAGAGAGUAAGCGUGAACUUGAAUUUAAGGAAGAUGGCCAGGAAUACGCGCAGGUGGUAAAGAUGCUGGGAAACGGUCGGUGUGAAUGCUUUUGCUUUGAUGGUGUGACACGUUUGGGACACAUUCGUGGUAAAAUGCGCAAAAAGGUCUGGAUCACGGCAGGUGACAUUGUACUUGUGGCAAAGCGUGACUUUCAGGACGAGAAGGUGGAUAUCGUCCACAAGUAUUCUGCAGACGAAGCACGUAAUCUGAAACAAUAUGGAGAAUUGCCCGAAACAGCACGUAUCAAUGAAACCGCAGUCGAUAUGGCCAUGGCCGGAGAUGAGAACGAUGAUGAUAUUGGUAUUGAUUUUGAUGAUAUUUAG